AUGGCCCAGGGUGGCAUGGGGAGGGUCCCGGCGCUCCUCGCACGAUGCGCCUCGCAGACCUCGAGAAUAAGCCGGUCAAACAGAUAUUUCUCGAGCACAUCUCCUUACUCUAAAGAAUUCUUAGCCGCAUUCAAACCCUCAAGCUCGCCGGAAUUGGACGCGCUGCUCACCAACUUUCGGCAGAACCUAUUGAUUCCCUUGUCGCUGAGUAGCCGACACAGAAGGUUAAUAUACAGAGAUAGAUUUGCCGAACAAAUAAAAGAUAACCCGAUCUCAGUCAAUGUCGGCGGAGAGGAAGAAGAAUCGUAUCGCCUGCGACACAUGACACUUACAGACCACCCCGGCGACAAGGAAUUGAGACAAAUGGUCUCAUUGAUGAAAACCCACAAUGACUGGCUGAACAUGAUCCCUUUCCUAAUCGGCCUACAAAACGCAAACCGGCCGCUUUCGACCAAGCGUUUGGCAUGGGUGGUUCGCAAGGCCGGCCUGGCCGGACAAGCCGGUGUCAUGCUCGAGGCCGCAAAACAAUGGAGACGGACGGGCGUCACCUUGAACGAUCCCGCUAUAGCAACAGCGCUUUUCCUCGCGAUCCGAUACAACGCUCAGCAAGUUGAUUUCAAAGGCGAAGAGGCUCAAAAGGCGCUGCGACAGGCUCGAACAGCCGCCGAGCUGUUGGACGCUCCAGAGCAUACUGCAACUGAUCCCAAGCGUGAUGCAAAGCGCCUGCCGGGCAUCAUCGCUAUUCUAUUAGAGCUAAGUGCCGCCGAAGCUCUCAAUUCGGGUGAAGGCAAGGAUGUUCGAGGAGAGGUUCGAGCGUACGCGCAGCGAGUCAUCAGUACAUGGCCGCUUGGAGACUUUGAUAUUCCAGCCGAACGUCAUGCCGCUCAGUUCAAAUUGUUCGAGCUAGUCCCCAUAUGGCAUGGAAUGAGCCUGGCUUUGCAGGUGGAGGAGGUCAAGACCAACGCCGAGUUAUCCGAGGGUUUGAAAUCCUGCAUGAGCGAGCUUGGAAAGACAAUUGAUACCAUCGUGGAGAACGUCACGAAGGAAAGCGGCGAUGCGAAACGAGAAGGGGUGGAGCUGGCAAAACGACUGUGCCAUAGAUAG
This is a messenger RNA of Uncinocarpus reesii 1704, 1104 nucleotides long. RefSeq lists its product as uncharacterized. The record is from RefSeq and is a predicted model, not a curated record. The transcript has 2 exons. Lineage: Eukaryota; Fungi; Ascomycota; Eurotiomycetes; Onygenales; Onygenaceae. The coding region runs from base 1 to 1104 and encodes 367 amino acids.